Molecule: messenger RNA, 1509 nt
Organism: Vollenhovia emeryi
Lineage: Eukaryota; Metazoa; Arthropoda; Insecta; Hymenoptera; Formicidae
Gene: cn
Product: kynurenine 3-monooxygenase
Exons: 11
Coding region: 50-1390 (446 amino acids)
Biological process (GO): L-tryptophan catabolic process; NAD+ metabolic process; quinolinate biosynthetic process
Cellular component (GO): mitochondrial outer membrane
Molecular function (GO): kynurenine 3-monooxygenase activity; FAD binding; NAD(P)H oxidase H2O2-forming activity
Source: RefSeq, a predicted model, not a curated record
AGUUUACUAGUACAGUUGAUCAGUAACCUCGGUACACAGCGGGACAGGUAUGGCAGAAGUGGUAGAGAAGUCACGUAUUGCCAUCGUCGGCGGUGGUUUGGUCGGUGCAUUAGCUGCAAGUUUUUUCGCUAAAAGGGGUCAUCGAGUAGCCAUCUAUGAAUAUCGAUCAGACAUACGAUUGGAAAAAUCGAGUGGUCAAAGUAUUAACUUAGCGCUGUCAUUCCGUGGCAGAGAAGCUUUAAAAGCAAUCGGUCUUGAAAAUGUUUUGGUGAAACAUGGUACUUCUAUGCGUGGCAGAAUGCUUCAUGAUAAAGAUGGCAAUUUAAAAGAAGUUCUUUACGACAGCGUCAAAGGAAAUUGCAUUUAUUCCAUUAAUAGGCGAUUUCUCAAUAUGGUUCUAUUGGACGCCGCGGAAAAAUAUCCGGAAGUGCAACUCAAUUUUAAUAGAAAGCUCAUGGACGCCGAUUUGGAAAACGGAAAAAUGCAAUUCUUAAAUACAAAUACGGGAAUAACGGAAGAGGCAGAAGCUGACCUGAUAAUAGGUGCCGAUGGCGCGCAUUCAAAAAUACGGAAUAUUAUGACUAAACAGCCGCUCUUUAGUUGCUCCCAAACGCACGUCGAUCACGCUUACGUAGAAAUUUCUGUGCCGCGUCGAGAAGAUAAUGAAUUUGCGAUGAGCGGUAACAAUCUUCAUAUUUGGCCGCGCGGUGAAUUUAUGAUGAGCAGUUUGCCGAACGAGGAUCGCACGUUUACCGGCAAUCUGUUCGCUCCAUUUCACGUGUUUGAAAAACUAAAAACGCCCGAGGCAUUGUUGAGCUUCUACACCGAGCAUUUCCCGGAUUUCCUGCAACUCAUCGGCGAGGAGAGUCUGCUGAAGCAAUUUUUCGAAAAGAAACCCCAGACGUUAAUAUCAGUUAAGUGCAAACCUUAUCACGUUGGAAAAACUAUUAUAGUUGGCGAUGCUGCCCACGCCAUGGUUCCUUUCUACGCUCAAGGAAUGAACACUGGCUUUGAAGAUAUUCUAGUGCUCGAUGAAAUAAUGGAACGCUACGAUUCCGACUUUGCAAAAAUUCUGCCGAAAUAUUCGGAAUUACGUUACGACAAUGGGCACGCAAUCUGCGAUCUCGCAAUGUAUAACUAUCUUGAGAUGAGAGAUUUGGUGGCAAGAAAAUCUUUUCUUUUUCGAAAGCUUUUGGACAACAUUUUAUUCACACUUAUUCCCAAUUACUGGGUACCGCUUUACUUCACUGUGCAAUUUACCCGCAUGAGUUUUCGUGAAUGCGUGACGAACAAAGAAUGGCAGGAUAAGGUAUUAAAAAUAGGUGUUUUAUGUCUUGGAUUUCUGAUAUUUGCUGUGCUAGUUGGCUUUUUUUUACAAAAUGCCAUGUGAACGGGAUCGCUUGCUAAAUAUCAUUAAAUUAUGAUCUAAUGAUGAAGACAGCAUAAUUAAUAAUUAAUUUUCAUAGCAAAUAUUCAUAUUUUAUGUAUUUAAUCUUACCUAAUUUUUUG